This is a messenger RNA of Lachancea mirantina, 909 nucleotides long. NCBI's taxonomy places the organism in Eukaryota, Fungi, Ascomycota, Saccharomycetes, Saccharomycetales, Saccharomycetaceae. The record is from the annotation of a GenBank genome assembly.
AUGAAUGCGUCUCCUACUCCUCGUCGGUACGUCUCACGUGGCCGUGAUCCCUUGGACCCCGUGUCGGACCGGUUCCGUGCCGGCGAUCGCGGCGACAGAAUCGUGCCCGAAGAGUAUCGCGUAAACUCUCAAAUGAUCAACACGCUAAUCAAACAAAACCGCGAGCUGACCGCCCAGCUCGAGCGCAAACAGGAGGAGCUGGACCGAGUGAACGUACUCGUGGCGUCGUUACGAGGCAAACUCGUCAAGUACACGGAGCUGAAUAAGCGGCUCACGCAAAGCGGCGCGGUGUCGCCGCCAGAAGUGAUUCAGAUCGGCAAGCCACCGGCGGCCAGCGAGCCCUCAGCCUCGGAUAACCGUAUUCGCGACAUCUACGACAAAUUGGAUGCGCUGACGGCGCUCGUCAGGGGCUCCGCGUCUGCAUCUACACCUCUUCAUGCGCGAGCGCAUUCGCCCGGGCAUACACACGCUCCCGCACACGAAGAGGACAUCCUCACGAUGGAGAGCGCAGAACUCAAGGGACUGGAGGACCAGAUAGACGUCUUGAAACGCAAACUGCUCAUCAAGCGCGAAAACGAGCUCCGAAAACUUUCUCUGCGUAAAGAACUUUUGGAUCUCAUGGAAAAACUCGAGGUACCGCAACCCGCACCAUAUCCAGCAGCUGUGUCGCCCCCAGUGCCCACAGCGUCUGCACCACAAGCCCCCCAGCCCGCCGCCCCGGCCCACUGCGACCACUGCCAGAACGCAUCUCGACGCCCAGCAGCUUACAAAGGCGAUCACGUGACAUCGCAUCUUUCUUCACAUCCACCACCGGCCGCAGCACAGUCCUACAUGUCAAUGGCACAAGCCCUAGAAACGCCGACCCCGGCCCGCAAUACCUACAAUCCCGUGUCAGAUCCCCUGUGGUGA